This is a messenger RNA of Prionailurus viverrinus (fishing cat), 2196 nucleotides long. It is a transcript of the gene ALKAL2, whose product is annotated as ALK and LTK ligand 2. The transcript has 5 exons. Gene Ontology annotation, biological process: positive regulation of ERK1 and ERK2 cascade; positive regulation of ERK5 cascade. NCBI's taxonomy places the organism in Eukaryota, Metazoa, Chordata, Mammalia, Carnivora, Felidae. Bases 819 to 1571 code for a protein of 250 amino acids. Gene Ontology annotation, molecular function: receptor tyrosine kinase binding; receptor signaling protein tyrosine kinase activator activity. The record is from RefSeq and is a predicted model, not a curated record.
AGCGCCCGGGGCGGCCGAGCCACCGCGUCUGCGCCCCGCGCGUCUGUGCGCUCCGCCCGCCAGGUCUGCGCGGGGCAUGGAGUAGCGGGGCGCGGGGACACACGCGGGGACAGACGCGGGGACAGGCGCGGGGACAGACGCCGGGACAGUCGCGGGGACAGACGCGGGGACAGGUAAUCCGGCCGUGCUCCGACGCGCAGGUGGACUCCCGGGCGGCGCCGGCAGGUGUGGGCCGGGGUUUCCCGAACCCGACCCUGCGGGCGGCUGGAGCGGGGGUCCCUGUCGGGGACUCCUCGUCGGGGUUCGGGGACGUCCGGCCGGGAGGAGGGGGCGACGCCACACAAAGGCGCCGCUGGGAACUCGGGCGCGGCCCCCACUCGCCGGAGGGCGCGGCGCUGCCCCGGCGGGAGGACCCCAGUCCACGGGCCGAGUCCUCCCAGGAUCACCCCUCACUCCCCGCGGGCCGGGGUCCUCCCGGGGUCCUACCGUCUCCCGUGGGCCGGGCCCUCCCGGGGACCCCUCGCUCCCCGCGGGCCGGGCCUUCCCGGGGUACCGCCGUCUCCCGUGGGCCGAACCCUCCCGGGGUCCCCCUCGAUCCCCUCGGGCCAGGCCCUCCUGGGGUCCCCCCGUCUCCCGUAGGCCGAACCCUCCCGAGGUCCCCCUCGCUCCCCGCGGGCCGGGCCUUCCCGGGGUCCCUUCGUCUCCUCGUGGGCCGAGCCCUCCCGGGGUCCCCCUCGCUCCCUGCGGGCCGAGCCCUCCGGGGUCUCCCCCCCCCCCCCGGUCUCCCCACGGUCUCAGAGGUUAAGAAAGUUGCGCCGAUGUCUCCCGCAGCCAAGUGCAAGCGGAGGUGCCAUUUCUCCCGAAAGUUGGGAGGGCGGGGGCAGGACCCGGGGCGGGGGGCGGGGGCGGCGCCCCGAGUCUCAGCUCCCAGCAUCUCCGCACCGGGGCCUCCGCGGGUCCCGGGGACACCGCGUCCCAGCCGCCGCCGCGGGCUCCCAUCCGCUCGGGGUCCCAGGGGUCCGCGGCCUCGGGCUCUGCCUGCCCCCCCCCCAAGCCCCCGCCGACUUUCUUUCCCGCCCCCGCCCCCCACGCCCUGCCCCUGCAGCGCGCGGAUCUCCCUGCGGCCGAGCGAGCGCACGAUGCGCGGGCCGGGACGCCCCCUGCUCCUGGGGCUGCUGCUGGUGCUGGGGGCGGCGGGGCCCGGGGUCGCUGCGCCCCGGGAGGCGGCCGACGGACAGACCCUGCUGCGGCUCAUCGCGGAGAUCCUGCAGGAGCUCCGGAAGGGCCAGGCGGGCGAGGCCAAGAGGCUGCAGCUCGCGGGCCGCAGGGAGGCCUCGGACUCCGCGCUGGACCCCGAGGAGCAGCGAGUGGAAAUCGUCCCUCGAGAUCUGAGAAUGAAGGACAAGUUCCUAAAACAUCUCACAGGUCCUCUUUAUUUCAGUCCAAAGUGCAGCAAACACUUUCACAGACUGUACCACAACACCAGAGACUGCACCGUCCCUGCAUACUAUAAAAGAUGUGCCAGGCUUCUUACCCGGCUGGCUGUCAGUCCUAUGUGCUUGGAGGGAUAAGCCGUGAGCAUAGGACAGAGGGACGGCAGCCCGUGAACCAUGAGAAGUGCCUUGGGAACCAACAGGGGACAGAACCUACUACCUUCACGAACACAUCCCCUUGUGAACAAGAGAUUUAUUUUUGCAGACAGACUCUUCCAUAAUUCCUUUAACUUGAGUUGUGUAUGUCGACACUGUUGGCGGAUAUGUAUUCAGCAAAUCAGCGUACCUGACGUUAAUACUGGCCACUUGUGAUUUUGGAGAAAAAGAAGGAAGGAUCCACGUUUGAUGAGCAGGGCUACAAAGUGACAGAGAAAGCGAUUUCCUUUUCCUAAUUAGGUGAAAUCUCAAAGAAUAUUUCUUUAGAAACAUAAACAGAAUCCGAAACUAUAUUUUCAUACAGCAUAUGGUAUGAUUUAAUAUUUUUAUUACUUUUACAAUUAAAUUCCCAGAGUAUUAUUUGGAAUUGCAUGAACACCCACAAAAAAAUGUGCCACGUUUUGGAGACAGUGGAGUGUAAAUCUGUGAACAUACCCAGGCUCAUUUCAUUUGUCCUUUGUACAAUAAAUGUAAGAUAGUAUCAGAUAUUGUGCAAUAUGUAAAUACUGUAAAGGCUGAAACAAGUAAUAAACAGUGUUUAUUAUAA